CAUUUAAAACUAUAAAAUUAAUACUAAUAGGACACAGUAUUAAUACGUACAGUAUAACAGUAUAGAGUACGUACAUUGGUUUUUUUUUUUUUUUUUAUUUCGAAUCACAUAAGUGUCUUAAAAUGUUUAGUUACAUUAUAUGUUUUUUCUCUGUGAUAAUAAGUGCGAAUUGUGCAUUAGCACCGUUCAUUACACCAUGCCAUACACAAAAUGACACUUGCACCCUGGCGGCUGCUCAAGCGGCGCUGCCAUACGUCGCUGCUGGACUACCAGAACUGGGUGUGAAACCGUUGGAUCCUCUACACAUUCCAGUAAUAAAGAGCGACCAAGGUGGACUGACACUCACGUUCACAGACACCGUGAUUACGGGACUCAAAAACUGCAAGAUUGACGGCAUACGACACGACAUCACUAAACCCAAACAAUCGGUGGUGAUCCGUUGCUCCAUAAACCAGGCCGGGAACUACAAACUGAAUGGGCGUCUGAUAGUCUUACCGGUGGAAGGAGAGGGGAAAUAUAAUAUUGACAUACGCGACAUCGUUAUCAAAGUGACCAGUGAGAUGUCCAUGGUACCAGGGGAGGAUGGAAAACUCCACUGGCAUGUGAACAAGUGGAAACACGCGUACCAGGUGAAGACUGGCGCUCACUUCCAGUUCGAUAACUUGUUCAAUGGAAAUAAAGUUCUCGCGGAACCAGUGGAAAUGUUCAUGAACACGAACUGGAGCGACGUGAUGCAAGAGGUGGCGCCGCCGGUAGUCUAUUCCAUCGUGGCGGCCGUCAUGGAUACACUGGAAGCUCUCUACAAAAUAGUGCCCGCCGAUGAACUCGCUCUCAGCUAAACAAAAUGUUAUCUAUUCUGUUAUUCUAUUGUAUAUUGUUGUUUGUAAGGGUAUGUAAUUGUAAUAAGUAAGAGUAAAGGACUUUUAAGUAAGAUUA
This is a messenger RNA of Galleria mellonella (greater wax moth), 936 nucleotides long. Its product is annotated as circadian clock-controlled protein daywake-like. The transcript is spliced from 5 exons. The record is from RefSeq and is a predicted model, not a curated record. The coding region runs from base 123 to 839 and encodes 238 amino acids. NCBI's taxonomy places the organism in Eukaryota, Metazoa, Arthropoda, Insecta, Lepidoptera, Pyralidae.